AUGAACAGUCAAGAGAAGAUGAAGACCCUAAUGCAACAGAAGAAAGGCAGGCGAUUGUUACUGUUUCCAUUGCCAUUACAAGGCCACAUUACUCCUAUGCUUCAGCUUGCAAACAUCCUUCACUCCAAAGGCUUCAGUAUCACCAUAAUUCACACUCACUUCAACUCUCCCAACCAAUUCAACUAUCCUCAGUUCACCUUCGAGCCUAUCUCCGACGGCUUGUCAGAAAACGAUGCUUCGACCAUAGAUGUCUUGGCUUUGAUCUCUCUCCUCAAUAGCAAUUGUGUUGAGCCGUUUCGUGAUUGCUUGGCUCGGUUGUUAUCGGAGGUUGCAGAAGAGCCUUUUGCGUGCUUAAUCACAGAUGCCGUCUGGUACUUCACACAGGCAGUGGUUGAUAGCCUUAAACUCCCAAGGAUUGUCAUACACACUACCAGCGUCUGCUCAUUUCUUGCUUUUGCUGCCCUUCCACUUCUAAGGGAAAAGGGGUAUCUGCCUAAGCAAGAUUCCGAAUUUGAAGCACCAGUGCUUGAGCUUCCACCUCUAAAAGUAAAAGACAUUCCGAUCAUCAAGACGCGCAACCCGGAAGAUGUAUACAAGGUAACAGGUCGCAUAAUAAGAGAAACCAAGUCAGCUUCAGGGCUCAUUUGGAACUCAUUCAGAGAACUUGAACAACCUGAACUGGCAAAACUAGCCCAGGAAUUUCCCAUCCCAAGUUUCUCAUUCGGACCAUUUCACAAACACUUUCCGGCCUCCUCGAGUAGCUUACAAGAGCAAGACCAAAGCUCUAUUUCCUGGCUAAACUCGCAAGCACCCAAGGCUGUAAUCUAUGUGAGCUUUGGGAGUGUUGCAACCAUGGAUGAAACUGGUUUUUCUGAAGUGGCUUGGGGAUUAGCCAACAGCAUGCAACCAUUCUUAUGGGUGGUUCGGCCUGGCUUAGUCAGUGGCUCAGAAUGGCUCGAACCACUGCCAAAUGGGUUCCUCGAGACAGUGGGUGGAAGAGGGCAUAUUGUGAAAUGGUCUCCCCAACAAAAAGUGUUGGCUCAUCCUGCCAUUGGAGGUUUUUGGACUCACAGUGGGUGGAAUCCGACACUAGAGAGCAUUUGCGAAGGAGUUCCCAUGAUUUGUUCCCCAGAUUUUGGUGAUCAAAUGGUGAAUUCGAGAUAUGUAAACGAUGUUUGGAAAGUUGGGUUGAAGUUGGAGAAAGGUCUUAAGAGAGGGGAGAUAGAAAGGACAAUUAGAAGAGUAAUGGUGGAGAAAGAAGGAGAAGAGAUCAGACAGAGAAUGAUGGGUCUAAAGGAGGAGGUAAAUCUUUGUCUAAAGAAGGGUGGAUCUUCAUACCAGUCACUAGAGGGCCUCACUGAUUACAUCUUAUCAUUGUGA
Messenger RNA from Ilex paraguariensis (yerba mate), 1380 nucleotides. Lineage: Eukaryota; Viridiplantae; Streptophyta; Magnoliopsida; Aquifoliales; Aquifoliaceae. The record is from the annotation of a GenBank genome assembly.